Talaromyces atroroseus is the source of this 227-nucleotide messenger RNA. RefSeq lists its product as hypothetical. The transcript has a single exon. The annotation marks the transcript as partial. NCBI's taxonomy places the organism in Eukaryota, Fungi, Ascomycota, Eurotiomycetes, Eurotiales, Trichocomaceae. The record is from RefSeq and is a predicted model, not a curated record.
GUAAUCAGCGAGGCAAGAAUGCCUUUGCAACGGCCGUGGUCCUAAGUUUCAAGUGGCCCUUUCUCGGUACAGUAAUACCACGAAUCUGUGUAGUUGCUUUGAAGCUGUCACAGCCUUAUUUGAUCCAAGACGCUCUUAAUUUCAUCAACAGUACUGCAGUGGCAUCGUCAAACGAUACUGGAUACGGCCUCAUAGCUGCGUACGGCUUGGUGUAUCUCGGCAUCGCG